CCCAGAGUCUCGUCGUGUCCGACGGCUUGCAGGCCACCAGGCCCGAGAGGAAAGUGCGGGAAGAGCAGACAGGAGGCUUGGAGAUUAAUGAUUGACCGCCCGCUCACCUCCUCUGGCCGGAGCGCCCCAGACCCACCAGCCGCUCCAGAAACCCGCCUGGGAGGCCUCGGACACCGGACAAGGAGCCGCUGGACAUGGAAAGUUGUCACGGGGUCAUCUUUUGCUUCUUAUUCUGCCUCCUGCCCCGAGCCAGCCCCUGGGGACUCGCACUAGCAGGCCCCGAGGGGAGAAGCUCCGGGCCGGCCGAGCCCAAGGAGGCGCAGACACGGAGAGGACCGACGCAGAACGGACCGGACCGGACCCAGACCCGAUUCCUGCUGUUCCCGGCCUCCGGGGAUGGCCACUGCCGUCUCCAGCUAGGCCAUGCUGGUUCGCUGGGUCAGUGCGGCUUCAACGCCUCGCUGCCGCUGGUCAUCAUCGUACACGGCUGGUCGGUGGACGGCCUGCUGGAGAACUGGAUCUGGGAGAUGGCGGACGCGUUCAAGUCGCAGGCCACCCGGCCGGUCAACGUGGUGGUGGCCGACUGGCUCAGCCUGGCCCACCAGCACUACGCCAUCGCCGUCCGCAACACGCGACACGUGGGCCACGAGAUCGCCCGCUUCCUCGAGUGGCUGGAGGACGCCGUGCACUUGCCCCGCAGUCGCGUCCACCUCAUCGGGUACAGCCUGGGGGCUCACGUGUCCGGCUUCGCGGGCAGCUCCAUCCACGGCCCUGCCAAGAUUGGGAGGAUCACAGGUCUGGACGCCGCCGGCCCCAUGUUCGAAGGCACCUCGCCCGCCGACCGCCUGUCUCCCGACGACGCCACCCUCGUGGAUGCCAUUCACACCUUCACGAUGGAGCACAUGGGGCUGAGCGUGGGCAUCAACCAGCCGGUGGCCCACUACGACUUCUACCCCAACGGGGGCACCUUCCAGCCCGGCUGCCAUUUCCUGCACAUGUACCGCUACAUCGCCAAGCACGGCAUCAACGGGAUCGCCGAGACGGUGAAAUGCGCCCACGAGCGGUCUGUCCACCUGUUCAUCGACUCGCUGCGGCGGGACGCCCUGCGGAGCACGGCCUACAGCUGCAACGACGUCCACGCCUUCAAACGCGGCCUCUGCCUCAGCUGCGGCAAAGGCCGCUGUAACACACUGGGCUACCACAUCCGCCCGGACCUGCCCCGGCCCCGCCUGCACAACCCCAAGAGAUUCUUCCUGCUCACCAGGGCCCACGCCCCUUUCAAAGUCUAUCAUUACCAGGUCAAGAUCCAGUUCAUCAAUGAAAUGGGGAAGCGAGUGGAACCCACUUUCGCCCUGACCCUGAUAGGGACCGAGGGGGUCGCUCCCGAGCUACCCAUCACCCCGGUGGAGGGGAUCAGCGGGAACAAGACGUGCUCCUUCCUGGUCCCGCUGCCCUGGGCCGUGGGCGAGCUGACCGCUCUGCGGUUGCGGUGGCAAGACCCGGUCCUGUGGGCCGGCGUCUGGGACGCGGUGCAGACGCUCAUGCCCUGGGUUCCCGGGCCCCCGCGCCCGCAGCUCACCGUCAAGACCGUCCGCGUCAAGGCCGGGGAGACCCAGCAGAAGAUGACCUUCUGCCCGCAAAACCCGGAUGACCCACAGCUGUACCAGGCCCAGGAGAAAUCCUACGUCAGGUGUGAGGCCAGAGCCAAACGCACCGGUCUGCGAUCGUGACAGAGUGGAGAGAGAAAAUGAGAGACAGUGAGAGAGAGCCAGACGGAGAGCAAUCGUGGGGAGCUCCCAGGAGCGUCGGCAGUCCCCACUCCACAAAACAAUCCCCGGGUUCCUUUGCGGGCCUGGCAGAUCGUGAGAAUUAAAGUCUCGAUCGUGUCAA
Molecule: messenger RNA, 1890 nt
Organism: Ornithorhynchus anatinus (platypus)
Lineage: Eukaryota; Metazoa; Chordata; Mammalia; Monotremata; Ornithorhynchidae
Gene: LIPC
Product: lipase C, hepatic type
Exons: 9
Coding region: 195-1730 (511 amino acids)
Biological process (GO): lipid metabolic process
Molecular function (GO): triacylglycerol lipase activity; apolipoprotein binding
Source: RefSeq, a predicted model, not a curated record